UGAUGCGCUUGGCAAAUCUGACGGCCGAGGCUCGGGUGAAGACGCGAGCAGCAAAUGUCUCGAUUUGAAUUAUGCGACCCAUAAAUCGCUCCUAUCACGAAGUCGUUGGCAAAGGCCAGUCGAAGGAUUGAGCUUUUCGCCCUGAUGAUCCUGGGCCGUCAUGCUGCGCCACGUAUCAAACAUUCAUUUCGCAAGGGCAGUUUUGCAAGGCAGCCGACUUCCGUCAACCUUCAGUUAAAUCAGCUACAGUCAACCGUUACUCAACGUCGAAAAAGUUUCAUUCAUCUACUUCGCAAACAAGAUGGUUGUUCCUCAGCUGCCAGAGGAACUCCUACUCCAGAUCUUCUCCUGUAUACCAGUGGUUUCCCGCACGAUUGAUUUCGAGGAACAUCCCGACAAUAAAUGGAUUCUGAAGCUUCUGCGGUCGCUCAGUCUGGCUAGUCGAGCUUUCCAUCGCAUGAUCACACCCUUCCUGUAUGGAACGAUGGUACUCUAUGGUGAUGACGACGAGUUGCGAUACUUUGUGCGCACUCUUCUUGCACGCCGCGAUCUUGCUGGUCUGGUUAAACAAGUUAUCUUCGGAUGUAUUACACCAAGGCGCGAAGUGGAAGACACGCAAAGAUAUGAUCCGAUCUUUGUAGAAAUGCGGGCUUUCCUCAAAGAACACCACGUCGAAGAUGACUUUGGCAGAGACCUCACGUCGGAUUCCAGAUUGGCAAGCGACGAUAUUUGCUUCGUCAUCAUCUUUCAACUUUGCCCGCGAAUCAAUGGUCUCGACAUCAAUCUCUAUAAUGUUGCCCAAAAUGCGUUCUGGAUGAUUUUGCAAAAGCGCCUCGAGAUUCAGCCAUCGACCGUUCUCUCAACCUCGAGCAUCCUUGACACAUACCUCCCCUGCCUGGAAUCCGUGUCUGUUCACCUGUACGAGAUGCACGAAAUGUUUGGUAGUCAAGUUGACAUGAUGUCCGACAUGGGCGUCUUCCUGCUGAUGCCCACUCUGAAGAAGCUAACGUGCGACUACCUUACCUUCUUCACUCGGUAUAAUUCACGGACCCGCUAUUAUCAGGAAGCCGAGGAAAUGUCAGGUUGGCUAGCAAGACACUCCCACAGGCAAUCCAAUCUGCGCGAGCUCCAUCUACUAAAUUGUUCUUCUACGGCGGACCUCAUGCUCAAAUUUAUAGAUCUAAUGCCACAUCUGCAGGUCCUACAUUUGGCGUUCACCGAGCCAUAUGUCAUUGCAAGCUACAAGCAAAUGAGCGAGUUCCUGCGAAAAGUAACGAUCCCUUUACGAGAGUUGCGCUUCGAUGUCGUUUCGCCCGGACCAUCCAUUUUUUAUGAGACCAUGGACGAUCCUCCAGAGUUGAUUGAAGACGUCAACGCCGCAAUAGAAGCAAUAGAUUAUAUGGAGCAUACCAACCGAGACAAGGAAUGGACUAGCUUGGCAAACAUGACCUCGCUCGAAAUCAUUGGCGUUCCAUGUGAAGCAGUAUGCGACAAUCUUGUUAAUCAGCCUCACCCCAAGGAGCCUAAUAGCUUUCUGUCGCAAACUCUCCCUUUUGAAAACUUGCACACACUUGAGCUCCGAGAGUACAGAAAAUGCUCUUCGCCCGAAGUAGUUCGCACGGCUUUGUGGAAUCUCAUGUACGAUUCUCGUUUUCACAAGCUGCGUCGCGUUGAACUCACCGCCACUCGUGCUUUGAAUCAGACACGGGAUGCGUACGUAGAACCCGAGCCGCUGCCUGACUAUCCUCGAGAAGCACUCCACCCGGGCUGGAAGGCGACGAGGUCGAUCUUCUGGGAUACGUAUCAGUGUCGAGAUGCGAUUGUUCUCAUCCGCAAAGGUCCUGAUGACGAGAUCUGCAGUUCUCGGAGCAUGCCGGAGAAAGCCUCGCAAUUCAGAUCGCGCAUACCGCGACGCGUCCCAGCGCCGUCGACAACGUCGAGCGUUACUGAUCAAAAUGCUGAAAGUAAUUCUUCGUAAAAAUCAUUAGUACAGCACUUCUAAAUCAAUCCUCAAGAGCUCAUGUAAUCUAUCAUUUCUAUGGUGAAUGAGAGGGAUAUUCCAAGAUUGUGUUGUUUUACGACAGGUCACUUUUACAGCUGAGGGUCUCGACAGAUAUGAUUCCACGUACCUUCGAGAAAUGAUUCCGCCCGGCUGGACUGCUACAGUGAUCGACAAGAGUAUACACAAAUACGAAGCUUUAACCACCGUGGCGCGAACGGGCACUUGAGAAACAGACGAGCACUAUCGCAACUCAAAACCACUCAUAGCUUCUCCCGCCCAUCGACAUUGAACAAACAACUUCCGCUACCAGGCUUGGAGACCACAAUCGCCUCCUUGAGCUUGUCCUGGGUGAUGUCCGGAAACUUCUUCUUGUAAUACUCAAAGAUCCAUUUCUGCUUGACAUUCUCCACCUUGUCCUCUGGCACUAGAUGCACAGAG
Messenger RNA from Dissoconium aciculare CBS 342.82, 2440 nucleotides. RefSeq lists its product as uncharacterized. The coding region runs from base 302 to 1978 and encodes 558 amino acids. NCBI's taxonomy places the organism in Eukaryota, Fungi, Ascomycota, Dothideomycetes, Mycosphaerellales, Dissoconiaceae. The record is from RefSeq and is a predicted model, not a curated record. The transcript has a single exon.